AUGGCCGCCGUCGGGGCGGGGGCGCGGGCCACGUUCGGGGCCUGGGACUACGCGGUGUUCGCGCUCAUGCUCCUCGUGUCCAUGGGCAUCGGGCUGUGGGUGGGGCUGGCGCGGGGCGGGCAGCGCAGCGCCGAGGACUUCUUCACCGGGGGCCGGCGCCUGGCCGCCCUGCCCGUGGGCCUCUCGCUGGCCGCCAGCUUCAUGUCGGCCGUGCAGGUGCUGGGCGUGCCCGCCGAGGCCUACCGCUACGGCCUCAAGUUCCUCUGGAUGUGCCUGGGCCAGCUGCUCAACUCCCUGCUGACGGCCGCCUUCUACCUGCCCGUCUUCUACCGCCUGGGCCUCACCAGCACCUACCAGUACCUGGAGCUUCGUUUCAGCCGAGCUGUGCGGCUCUGUGGGACCCUGCAGUACCUGAUGGCCACAGUGCUAUACACGGGCAUCGUGAUCUACGCCCCUGCACUCAUCCUGAACCAAGUGACCGGGCUGGACAUCUGGGGGUCACUCCUGUCCACUGGAAUCAUCUGCACCUUGUACACCACUGUGGGCGGCAUGAAGGCUGUGAUCUGGACUGAUGUGUUCCAGGUUGUGGUGAUGCUGGCUGGCUUCUGGGUUGUCCUGGUUCGUGGGACCAUGCUUGGGGGCGGGCCCAGGCAGGUGUUCAAGCUUGCCCAGAACCACUCCCGGAUCAACCUGUUGGACUUUGACCCAGACCCACGGAGCCGGUACACAUUCUGGACUCUUUCGGUGGGCGGCACGCUGGUGUGGCUCUCCAUGUACGGCGUGAACCAAGCACAGGUGCAGCGCUAUGUGGGCUGCCGCACAGAGAAGCAGGCCAAGCUGGCCCUGCUCAUCAACCAGGUGGGCCUGUUCCUGAUUGUGUCCAGCGCUGCUGCUUGUGGCAUCGUCAUGUUCACACUCUACAUGGACUGCGACCCUCUCCUCACAGGGCGUAUUUCUGCCCCCGACCAGUACAUGCCCCUGCUAGUGCUGGACAUCUUCAAGGACAUGCCCGGCGUCCCUGGCCUCUUUCUGGCCUGUGCCUACAGCGGCACCCUCAGCACCGCAUCCACCAGCAUCAACGCCAUGGCCGCGGUCACGGUGGAGGACCUCAUCAAGCCGCGGCUGCCCGGCCUGGCCCCCCGCAAGCUCGUCUUCGUCUCCAAGGGGCUCUCGCUCAUUUACGGCUCGGCCUGCAUCUCCGUGGCGGCUCUGUCUUCGCUGCUGGGGGGCGGGGUCCUCCAGGGCUCCUUCACUGUCAUGGGCGUCCUCAGCGGCCCCCUCCUCGGAGCCUUCUCCCUGGGGAUCUUCCUCCCCGCGAGCAACACGCCGGGCGUCCUCUCCGGGCUGCUGGCCGGCCUGGUCGUCUCCCUGUGGGUGGCCGUGGGCGCCACGCUGUACCCGCCCACAGCGAAGAGCAUGGGGGUGCUGCCGGCCUCCGCGGCGGGCUGUGCGGGCCCCUCCGCCAACGCCUCUGGCCUCCUGGGCCCGCUCCUCAUCGCCAACGCCUCCGGGGGGGCCACCAGAAUGGACCCCGGUCGACCCAGCUUGGCUGACAGCUUCUACGCCAUUUCCUAUCUGUAUUAUGGUGCCCUGGGCACACUGAGCACCAUGCUGUGUGGAGCCCUCGUCAGCUACCUGACCGGCCCAACCAAGCGCAGUGCCCUGCAUCCUGGUUUGCUGUGGUGGGACCUCACAUCGCAGACAGCAUCAGUGGCUCCCAAGAAAGAAGUGGCUACCCAGGAUGACAGCUUGGUGAAGGGGGCCGAGGAACUGCCUCCCAGGGCCAAGAGGCCUCCUGGCUUCCUGCCCACGACCGAGGACCAGCUGCUCUUCCUGGGGCAGAAGGAGGUGAACGGGGCCAGUUCUGGCUCGUGGAACCCCGGCAGAGGGCGUGCGGGUGGCCGUGACUUGCGGGAGACAGACCUCUGA
This is a messenger RNA of Pipistrellus nathusii (Nathusius's pipistrelle), 1929 nucleotides long. Lineage: Eukaryota; Metazoa; Chordata; Mammalia; Chiroptera; Vespertilionidae. The record is from the annotation of a GenBank genome assembly.